GACAUAUCGGAAGCAGCCGAGUGGAUAAAAAGGUUAAAUGAUGCAGCUGAUGACAUGCAGGUGGUCCCUGAACGAAAGUUAAGGGUAGCCACUAGAUUAUUGGAGGGUUUAGCUUCUACUUGGUGGGAGGGCACCAAGGGUAAGUUUGACGGGGUUGUCACGUGGGACAACUUCGAGCAAGCAUUUUAUGAGCAGUUUUACACCUCUUUCGAAGUAAAUCGAAAGAGGAGGGAAUAUAUCGAUCUCAAACAGGGAAAUGAGUUUACGGUGAAGCAACUGGAACAAAGAUUCCGACAUCUGGCAAGGUUCUUGCCUGAGUAUGCCGCAAAUGAGAACCGAAUGGCAAACCAUUUUUGGAAUGCACUCAAUUUGGAAAUACGCGAAAGAGCGACCUACCAAUUCAACAUGACUUUUAGUCAAGUAGUAGCCCA
Molecule: messenger RNA, 431 nt
Organism: Cuscuta epithymum
Lineage: Eukaryota; Viridiplantae; Streptophyta; Magnoliopsida; Solanales; Convolvulaceae
Source: the annotation of a GenBank genome assembly